Colletotrichum lupini is the source of this 393-nucleotide messenger RNA. RefSeq lists its product as uncharacterized. Bases 1 to 393 code for a protein of 130 amino acids. The transcript has 5 exons. Lineage: Eukaryota; Fungi; Ascomycota; Sordariomycetes; Glomerellales; Glomerellaceae. The record is from RefSeq and is a predicted model, not a curated record.
AUGGCCGGUGGAUUGAAGUCGAGGUGGCCCAAGCCUAUCAUGGCGACAGUGUGGAUGAAUCAGCAGGCUGGUUGGAUUCUUCUAGAUUCCACCCACACCCAUUCAGGUCAGCUCGCGCCACAAUUACAUAUCUUCCACAUUCCAACCAAAUCGGAUCCGGGACAGUUUGGCCGACCGCCGACCUACAAGCCCCAAGCCUCUAAGAGUCCAAAUGGGAAGCUUCUCAGACCUUCUCAAUUUACCUACGCAGGCGAGACAAUGAGCAUUGGCACAUUGCCGGUUCAACAAUCUUCUGCGCACGCCCUUGACCAAUACUCUACAUACGCGCAAUCAGAAAACCAAGAUAAAACCAAUACCACUCAACCAAUCAUGCCAAAUAAAGCUGAAUCAUGA